Phalacrocorax carbo (great cormorant) is the source of this 1712-nucleotide messenger RNA. The record is from RefSeq and is a predicted model, not a curated record. Lineage: Eukaryota; Metazoa; Chordata; Aves; Suliformes; Phalacrocoracidae.
CUCUGGUGCUUCUGUCCCCAGAUUCUUGGAUACUUUGACAUUGGUUUCACCUCUGUCUUCACAGUUGAAAUAAUCUUGAAGAUGACAGCCUAUGGUGCUUUCCUGCACAAAGGCUCCUUCUGCAGGAACUCUUUCAAUAUCCUCGAUUUACUGGUGGUCGCUGUCUCCCUCAUCUCCAUGGGAAUCGAGUCCAGUGCCAUCUCAGUGGUGAAGAUUCUCCGGGUGCUGAGGGUACUGAGGCCUCUGCGAGCCAUUAACAGGGCAAAGGGGCUGAAGCACGUGGUCCAGUGCGUGUUCGUGGCCAUCAAGACUAUCGGUAACAUUGUGGUCGUCACAACGUUGCUGCAGUUCAUGUUUGCCUGCAUCGGGGUCCAGCUCUUCAAGGGCAAGUUCUAUAGAUGCACAGAUCCAUCCAAGGUGACGGAGAAGGAGUGCAGGGGUUAUUUCAUCAGCUACGUGGACGGGGACCCCACACAGAUUGAGCUACAGAAGCGUGUCUGGUUGCACAGCAACUUCCACUUCGACAACGUCUUCUCAGCCAUGAUGUCGCUUUUCACUGUCUCCACCUUCGAGGGCUGGCCAGAGAACCCGUGCGUGGAGGUGGAGCUGGUGACGGUCCCCUCCACCUCGGCUCCCUGCUCUGCCACGCAAGGGCCUGCCAAGUGUCGCAGCAAGGCCACAGGAAUUGCAAGGGCGGUCCUCAGCCUGGCUUGGCAUCUGGCAGGUGCCCUUGUCUCCCUGUGGAGACACCUGCUGAGCACACGCGUCUUUGCCAGGCAAAAGAUGGCCCCGCGGAGCAAGAGGUUGCUGAAAGUCGUCUUCCUGUGGCUCCCAGUGGCUCUGGCUGGUGCUUACUGCGCGACCUCGCUGCCGGUGUGGACAACGCAGGCAAAGGGACUGAUAGAGGAACUGACACGCGUGUCGUCGGCAAACCUGAAGAUGCUGUGGAACUUGCCCGUUUUGGUGGCGGAGGAAACCCAAAAGACACGCUUUCUGCUGGAGGAGGUGGCUCAGCUGAGGGCACAGAUCCGCAGUUUGAAGGAAGCUCAGGAAGUGAACCAGGCAGCGUCCAAGAAGGCUUUGGGUGCCUACAUCGAGAUGUCUGACUGGGCCCUGGAAAGCUCUGGUGCCACCAUUGACACGCAGAGAACUUCCGAGACCUACGACUGCCAAGAGAAUUGGGGCUGCAGGGUUUUAUGGUUCUUCCGCGCUGCCAAGCCUCCUGAGACUAUUUUGCAGGCGGAUGUUUCCCCAGGAAACUGCUGGCCUUUCCAAGGGCAUCAGGGCCAGGUGGUCAUCAGGUUGCCAGCACGAGUCCAUCUGACUGCCAUCACUGUGCAGCACAUCUCCAAAGACGUGUCUCCAUCUGGGACUGUCCUCAGCGCCCCCAGAGACGUCGCUGUCUUUGGAGUGGAUGCGGACGGAGAAGAGGAAACUCUCCUUGGGACGUUCACGUACGACGUGGCAAAAGAGUCUAUUCAGACCUUCCCUCUGAAGAACGCGCCGCUUCCCAGAGCCUUUCCGUCUGUCAAACUUCUUGUGAAGAGCAACUGGGGAAACCCAGCGUACACCUGCAUUUAUCGAGUGCAGGUUCAUGGGAAGAUGGCGCAACCAGAGAGCCCCAGGUGAAACCAGAGAGAAAAAAAAGUCCAACAUGAGAAAGAAGAAGAAGGGGAGGAAGAACAAAUAAAUCUAGAAGAUGUGGCAAUUGA